This is a messenger RNA of Gavialis gangeticus (Gharial), 1333 nucleotides long. RefSeq names its product BCL2 like 1 (gene BCL2L1). Gene Ontology annotation, molecular function: protein homodimerization activity; protein heterodimerization activity. Gene Ontology annotation, cellular component: mitochondrial outer membrane. Lineage: Eukaryota; Metazoa; Chordata; Crocodylia; Gavialidae. The coding region runs from base 348 to 1037 and encodes 229 amino acids. Gene Ontology annotation, biological process: negative regulation of intrinsic apoptotic signaling pathway; intrinsic apoptotic signaling pathway in response to DNA damage; extrinsic apoptotic signaling pathway in absence of ligand. The record is from RefSeq and is a predicted model, not a curated record. The transcript has 3 exons.
GAGGAAUAGGCAGAGGGUGAGCUUCUGGGGCUUCAGGGCCUCGCUGUGCUUUCGUGUUUCCAGCAUGCAGCAUGGCAUGAUCACUUCAGCCAGAGCUGCUUUUCCUUCUAAGGCUUUGCCUGAGACAAGGCAGAGCUGGAGGCUGGAGACUGAGCCUCCUAGACCUUUAGCAGAGGGUGUAGACCCCCUAGACCCUAUGUGGAGCUACAUCACAAAGGAGCUCUCAAGCUGUACCUGGACCAUAGGUCAGAUGUUUGCACAGAUCCUGGAGAAGAGGAGAGUCUGGACUGGGUAAGCACACUGGUGUUCUGGACCAUGGACUCGAUGAGAAUCUCCCUAGUGUGAAAAUGUCGAGCAGCAACCGGGAAUUAGUGAUUGACUUUAUAUCCUACAAGCUGUCACAGCGGGGACACAGCUGGAGUCAGCUUGAGGGGCAAGAUGAGACCAGGACUGAGUUUGCAGAAGAGGAGGACAUGGCAAGUGUCCCGAAUGGGAGUCCGUCCUGGCAUCCCACUGCCAGCCACGUAGUGAAUGGGGCUGCUGGACACAGGAACAACCUGGAAGCCCAGGAGAGUGUUCCGGCGGCUGAAGUGCGGCAGGCACUAAGGGAGGCGGGAGAUGAGUUUGAGCUGAGGUACCGCAGGGCCUUCAGCGACCUCACAUCCCAGCUCCACAUCACCCCUGGCACAGCAUACCAGAGCUUCGAGCAGGUGGUGAAUGAACUGUUCCGGGAUGGAGUGAACUGGGGGCGCAUCGUGGCCUUUUUCUCCUUUGGAGGGGCCUUGUGUGUGGAGAGCGUCGACAAGGAAAUGCAGGUGCUGGUUGGACGUAUCGUCUCAUGGAUGACCACCUACCUGACCGACCACCUCGACCCCUGGAUCCAGGAGAACGGCGGUUGGGAGCGGUUCGUGGAUCUCUAUGGCGAUGACGCUGCAGCCAAGAGCAGGAGGGGCCAGGAGCGUUUCAACAAGUGGCUCCUGACCGGGGCCACGGUGGCUGGCGUGCUUCUGCUGGGCUCUCUGCUCAGCCGCAAGUAGCCGGUGUGGCCCCCUCCCCACCUGGGCGCCCUCCCCCAUGACCAGGCACCCACAACACUGUAUGGCAGCAGGAACAUUCCAGGGGCAGCGCCCCUGCCCACCCCCACCCCACCCAGCACCCAGGAGUGAUUCCCAGGUGCCCUUGCCCCUAGCGCUCGCUGUCCUGCCGCUGAGACCAAUGCAGCGUGCGCCUCUGGGCUGGGGGCCGUGGGCCCCCCGCCACCUCCAACCACAGCAUGGAGGGGAACACCUCCCUUUCCCCCCAGCAGGAUCCUUAGAGGUAUCUUCUGUUAGAA